Messenger RNA from Castor canadensis (American beaver), 1731 nucleotides. Lineage: Eukaryota; Metazoa; Chordata; Mammalia; Rodentia; Castoridae. The record is from RefSeq and is a predicted model, not a curated record.
CUUUUCGACUCUCCCUGGCCUCUCCCGAGCGCGUCUAUGAGCGCAGCGUUCCCGCCGUCGCUGAUGAUGAUGCAGCGCCCGCUGGGGAGUAGUACCGCCUUUAGCAUAGACUCGCUGAUCGGCAGCCCGCCUCAGCCCAGCCCUGGCCAUUUCGUCUACACCGGCUACCCCAUGUUCAUGCCCUACCGGCCGGUGGUGCUGCCACCGCCGCCGCCGCCGCCGCCUGCGCUGCCCCAGGCCGCGCUGCAGCCCGCGCUGCCGCCAGCACACCCUCACCACCAGAUCCCCAGCCUGCCCACCGGCUUCUGCUCCAGCCUGGCGCAGGGCAUGGCGCUCACCUCUACGCUCAUGGCCACGCUGCCGGGAGGUUUCUCCGCGUCGCCCCAGCACCAGGAAGCGGCGGCCGCCCGCAAGUACGCGCCGCAGCCGCUGCCCGGCGGCGGCAACUUCGACAAGGCGGAGGCGCUGCAAGCCGACGCGGAAGAUGGCAAAGGUUUCCUGGCCAAGGAAGGCUCGCUGCUCGCCUUCUCCGCGGCAGAGGCAGUGCAAGCGUCGCUCGGUGAGUCGGCGGCGCGCGCAACCAGGACGCGGGGACAGGAGGGGGCCUUCGCUAUAUGGUCUUUGGAGAGCGAUGUGGACUACAGCUCGGAUGACAAUCUGACUGGCCAGGCAGCUCACAAGGAGGAAGACCCCGGCCAUACGCUGGAGGAGGCCCCGCCAAGCGGCGGCGCAGCGGGCAGCACCACGUCCACGGGCAAGAACCGGCGGCGGCGGACUGCCUUCACCAGCGAGCAGCUGCUGGAGCUGGAGAAAGAAUUCCACUGCAAAAAGUACCUCUCCCUGACCGAGCGCUCGCAGAUCGCCCACGCCCUCAAACUCAGCGAGGUGCAAGUGAAAAUCUGGUUCCAGAACCGCCGGGCCAAAUGGAAACGGGUGAAGGCAGGCAAUGCCAAUUCCAAGACAGGGGAACCCUCGAGGAACCCCAAGAUCGUCGUACCCAUCCCUGUCCACGUCAGCAGGUUCGCUAUUAGAAGUCAGCACCAGCAGCUGGAGCAGGCCCGACCCUGAGGGCCUGGCCAGGGCGGGCACCUGCGGUGGAGAAGCCCCUGCAUCCAAGGGAACCCAUGGCGGACUCCACUAUGUUUGAAGCUAAACUCAAAGUCACAUCCCAGACGUGGACAACCCAAGCAAAUUGAGAAUAUAUUCACUAAACAGGCUUAAAUGACUGCGUUGGAAGGGGCUAGAGCCACCCCUGAAGAUACACUAAAUAUUUAUUAUGCUACCCUACUUUGUACAUAGAUAUCUAUAUAGACUGGAUCUCAGCUGCAGUAUUUUCAAAGUUAUAGGACCAAAUUACCCAGUAAUAUUCUCCACUCAUUGCAGAAGACAAACGUCUGCUGUUCUCUGCCGCUUAGCAGCCACCCUCCCAUACAUUUCCAAAGGUAAACAUGAAACACAGGAACAAACACGGGGGUUUAAACUUAUUUUUGUUUCUAUUCUGGCUUUUUGAGUUGACCGCUCGCAAAGCAGACAUUGUUGGGCAGAUCUGGAAAUUUGCUUUUGCUUUGCUUUUGCCUGGCUUUUUUUCCUGGGGUCCCAUUAUCCUAUCUGAGCCAUGUCUGAAGCACGUCUCCGUUGUGUUUAAUUUAUUUCGAUGUAGCUUAUUUUCGUAUAAGUUAUGACAUUUAAACAAUCUCAGUCUUGUGAAUAAUAAAAAGGAGCGAGGAAAAA